Molecule: messenger RNA, 3704 nt
Organism: Austrofundulus limnaeus
Lineage: Eukaryota; Metazoa; Chordata; Actinopteri; Cyprinodontiformes; Rivulidae
Product: 5-hydroxytryptamine receptor 2A
Exons: 3
Coding region: 82-990 (302 amino acids)
Biological process (GO): response to xenobiotic stimulus; chemical synaptic transmission; serotonin receptor signaling pathway
Cellular component (GO): plasma membrane; dendrite
Molecular function (GO): G protein-coupled serotonin receptor activity; neurotransmitter receptor activity
Source: RefSeq, a predicted model, not a curated record
GCAGAUUACAAAUGGCCUCUUCCCUCUGACCUUUGCCCCAUCUGGAUUUACCUGGAUGUCCUGUUCUCCACAGCAUCCAUCAUGCACCUCUGUGCCAUCUCCUUGGAUCGAUACAUCGCCAUACGGAACCCCAUCCACCACAGUCGCUUUAACUCCCACACCAAGGCUCGGGUGAAGAUCAUGGCAGUGUGGACAAUUUCAGUGGGGAUCUCGAUGCCAAUUCCUGUACUGGGACUUAGAGACCACUCCAAGGUCUUCAAAGAUGGCAUCUGCCUACUGACAGAUGCAAACUUUGUGCUGAAUGAAGCCACGCUCUGCUUGGACCAGCUGGUUCCACGGCCCAAAUGGAGCACCACGUUCACGCUGAGCUUCUUGUCACAAACCUCUGUGUCCUCUGAGAAACUCUUCAGGCGCUCCAUAAGUCGAGAGGCUGGUGGCAGAGGAAGCUGCGGUGGCCUCGGUGGAGCCCGUGGUAGCGUUUCUGGUCCGUUGUUUGGCCGACGCACCAUGCAGUCCAUCAGCAAUGAGCAGAAAGCAUCUAAGGUGCUCGGAGUGGUGUUUUUUCUCUUUGUUGUCAUGUGGUGCCCGUUUUUCAUCACCAAUGUACUGGUGGUGGUCUGUCACCAASCGCCAUGUAACCCAGAGGUCAUGGGAGAUCUGCUGAACAUUUUUGUCUGGGUUGGGUACUUAUCCUCUGCUGUUAACCCACUGGUUUACACAUUAUUUAAUAAAACAUACCGUACAGCUUUCCUGCGCUACAUACGCUGCCGGUAUCAACCAGAGAAGAAACCACUUCAACUCAUACUGGUAAACACCAUCCCACCUCUGGCCUACAACUCCACGCAUCUACCCCUGAGAGAUGUUGAGAAGUUACGAAAUGGAACAGUGUACUGUAAUAAGGAGAGGAAGGAAUUCUCUCUGCCAGCCAAGGAAACAGAGCAGUGUAGAAAGAGCAAAAACUACAGAGACAAAGAUGAGAGCAGCGUGUAACACCCUGGUUAAAGGUAAAUCCCAUACAAGUCCUGGAACAGCUGACACCAACACAGCAUCUAUCCAGUCGCACUGUUCUUUGGAGCGAAAAAUUUGAGAUUUAAAGUUGAUCCACCAAAGAGAAAGUCCCAACCUGUCCAGGUUUUAGACACACACCCUACAGUAUAUGCAGAUCUAUGACUUGUUAACAAGGAGCUGGGUAAAACCUUUCAUCACUUUCCAGUUUAUGCAGCAAUAAUGAAAAUCAGUUCUUCUAUUCUGAAUUAAAAUAAAAAAAUCGUGAUCCARUUUUCUAAAACAUUCUGCCCCUCCCAAAAUCUUGAAAAACAAUUACACAUGAUUUUAGUCUUAGAUUUAAAGAAAGGUGACGAAAUACACAAAACCUAUAACAACUAAAGGAAACAUUAAGACACAAACUACCUUAAAAUGAUGUAAAAGACUUGUAUGGUACUGUUUAUUCAAAUCUGAUCAGUUAUUUGUCCCUUUGGAUGCUGUGAACCCCCAAACCCUUUCAUUCUGCCAGAUACUUGGCAUCCUGCCUCCCAUCUGUUUGCAGCUAKGGAUGGAUUAGUGGGGAUUAGACUGGAUUUAAUCCCACUUUAUCAGACAAAGGUGUCAGGAAGAGACAACCUGCCAUACAUUUUUUUAAACAUUCAGAGGUCGACUCAAGCUGCCAAAAAGGGAAGAUCAACUUAAUUAUUCCUGUUUUGUUGAAAAUAUGACUAUGUUAUGACUAAGGCUUAAAAGAUUCUAUUUUCAGGAGAGACAAUAACUAUUGCAGCUGAUGUGAAUGUUUUAAUGUGAUGUUUGAAUAUUGUAAAGUGGUCAUACUGGCAGGAAACAGGACUUAAAUGUUGUUUUUUGUAAAAGUCAUUUUAUACUGUGUUCCUGACAAACUCUCAGUGCUCCAUGUCACAGUUGUUUCAGUCUUUACACAUUGUGUCCAGUGCUCUUGUGGGUGCUUUACCGUGUGUUUAAAUGUUAGUUUAAAACCUGUGGAGCUGCUGGGAGAGAGUAAACAGAGACAAUCAAUAACACAAAACUCAAUUCAAUAAACAGACAUAAUUUAUUUUUUAUAUUUAUUAAAUUGUGAUAAGGCUGAUAGUAAUACAGAGAAAUUAUUAAAGCUGAUYGAAAUCAGGCCGAUUUAUAAAUACACCACCACCACCCCUCCAAUGUCAAACUUUUGUUUUUAGUUGACUUUUAAAUGACUCUAAUGCAGGGAGGAAAGACUGAAGCACAGCAGAGAUGGAGGGUCAGAAAGCUGCAGAUUAUAUAUUUUUCUGAUUAUCAGCAUUUAAAAAAAGUUUAAAAUAAAAAAAACUGUUUUAUAUUACUGAACAAACUGAGACUGUUUUUAUUUGUUGACUGUUCAAACUUUGUUCUUUAAACCACAGAAUUGAUUGUGCUUGAUCAGCAUCUUCUUUGCGUUUGUGRCCCCUUAAUCAUCAACAUGUGGGACCACAUCACAAGAAAAUAAGUACAGGGUUAUAAAGAACACUGAAGUCUGUGAAUUCUCUCUGCAGGAAGCUUGAGAGGUACAGAAUGUGAAUUUAUGUUAGUACUACACUACGUUUUGACCACAGGGACAAAUUAUCAACUGGUACUCAGUCAAUACACUCAGGAGUCCAAGACCACCUUCAUGAUCCACUUAGAAAACUGUUAGCACCAAAAACAAAACUAUAAAUUUAAACUUGUUUAAUCUGAAAGCCUCAUAGAUUCACAAUACGUUCACAAAAUAAAGAAGACUGAGAUGAUAUUUCAUGAAUUAUAAAACAAAAUUGUCAAUGUUAAAGUGGAAGAUAAAAAGUUUAAUAUGUUGUCUUUCACAAAUCAGUUAUAGGCAAUCAUUUAGAGAAGUGAUGGUUCAAGCCACAAAGAUUUUUGUAAAAACSGUGUUGAAAUUUUUUACUAUAAAUGCAACAAACAGUGAACAUUGUGGAUCAUUAGUUUUGUAAUAAAUCUUCACAUUAAAACCUAAAGGUGUAUGGAUAAAUGUAAAUUUAAAGAGAAAGUCAAAGUUUGACUUUUGAAGACUGCCAAAAGUAUGAUGUAUGUUGAUUAUCUACCAUCACUAGCACUCUGGGAUGUUUGUAUGUCACAAACAACACAGCUCCUCCUAAACAACAACAGCGGAGUUUAGCAGGUGCCUGCUUAAAGUUCAGUAACAUUAGGUAGUUCAGCAUUUUCAGCAAAUAGGUUAGUUCAAAUCUGGUGAAAAGGAAACAGAAAAGUUUUUUUUUUUUCAUAUUUUACAGAGAAACUCCAAGUUGUGAAUUUGCUCUCACUAACAUUUUAAAUGCUACAAACAAGAUGGAAGAUCCACUGACUGUAUCACAUUCUAAGACAUGGUUUGCAAAAAUUGAUUCCCAUUUUUACAAAGAUAUUUUUGUUGUUGUUGUUUUUGCAUCAAUUAGUGAAGUCACUGAUAUAAAAUAUGGACCAUUCUCUGGAAACUAACAGACCAGUCUGGGUUUACAUCAAGCUGGACCCACUGAUAAUGCAGCUCAUUUCUUUGUAGUUCUGUUGCAGUGAAGUGAAGUCCAUUGAGACCUUUCUGCUGAUGUAACUCUGAAGUCACAAUGUAACUCUGGUUUGGAAGAGUUUGGUUUAUUUUAUUUUAUUUUAAAGUAGUGUCUUUUGGAGUUGGAUAUUGAUGGUGACAGUCACUUUUUUGUCAAGUAUAAGAAUAUGUUUUUCGCCUUCCUGUUUUG